Molecule: messenger RNA, 5619 nt
Organism: Rotaria sp. Silwood2
Lineage: Eukaryota; Metazoa; Rotifera; Eurotatoria; Philodinida; Philodinidae
Source: the annotation of a GenBank genome assembly
AUGAAUGCUAAACAACAAAACGGAGAACUCAGACAAACAGCACGACAGAAAAAUGUAGACAAUGCUGGUUCUUCAUAUCAGUCUGCUACAAAAUUUAUCAGAAACUUAAAAGGUGAUCGUUUAGGAAACAAGGAAAAACUUCCACCUAUUCCACCUGCAAGAUCUUAUUUCGAUGACGAUGACGACGAUGUUAAUGACAAUGACCAAGAUUUUGAACUUAUCAAUGAAGACUCUUUACCACUCAAACUAUUCGCCGGCAAAAAACAAUCACUUACCGAACUGAGUGAAGAAUCCAUGUCGUAUUUAUGGCUUAGACGUAUCAAAGAAAUUUUUUUACGCAUGGGUGAUGGCAAAGAUGAACAAGUUGACGAUCCUUUUGUUGAAUUUGAUAUAAAUUUAGGUAAAGCAGAUUUGGCAAAUACAUGUGAUCGAUAUAUCGAGAACGAACGACCCGCGCUUACAAAAAAGGAAGAAUUAACACCAAUAAAGAAAGGUGAUGAUCAGCUGAAUUUUGGUAAUGCUAUUUGGUGGUAUUCAUGUGACAAGGCGAAUAUAUACUAUCAAAUUAAUUCAAUAUUACGUCUUGAAAAUUUUGAAUUGCUGAUGUCAUAUCGUUAUUAUUUGAGUGAUCUUUGCAGAAUGAUUGAAUUCAUGUAUCAAAAAAGAAAAGAUGAAUACGGUGAUGUUGUACAAAUAUUCUAUCGAUCUGGUCAUAUUGAUAAAAAACAGCUAGAGAAGAUGCGCAAACAACAAAAAGGUCAAUUCAUAUCACUGCUUGGUUUUAUUUCAGCUACAACUAAUAUGAACAUUGCCAAAGGCUAUGCUAAAAAACAACAUACUUUUAAAGAUAAUGAAAAAGUUUUGUUUGAAAUCAGAAUCGAACCUCAGCAACCAUGUACAGCAUUUGCAUAUAUCUCUGGUAUCUCAUUUCAUCCCGAAGAAGAAGAGGUCUUAUUUAGUAUGGGCUCAACGUUUACUGUCGAUGACAUUGUUGAGCCUAAAAAUGGCGAAAAUUUUUAUACCAUUCAACUUACAGCAUCUGAAAUCGAUAAAACACUUGUCGACGAUAUUCGUACGAAAGCUGAAGAGUGUUCACCCUCGGGUCGAGCUGUUCUACUUGCUCAGUAUCUUAUGGAAUUAGGCGAGUAUCGAGCAGCCCGUAAAUAUCUUAGCUCACUUCUAACCCAAGCAUGCGAUGGAGGCAUAUUGGCAAAUGACCUAAAUCUUGCUGCCAUUUAUUGUUGUCUAGGUAUGACUUACGCUCGGCAAUGUCUUCAUAGUGAUGCACUUAAAGCCUUCAAACAGGCACUUAACGUACAAGCACGUGUCGAAUAUUCGAAUAAUAAUGCAUUAGCUAAUAUUCAUAAUAAUAUUGGAUUAGCCUAUAUAGGCUUAGAUCAUAUGGAUGAAGCGGAAGAGACAUUAGCGAAAGCGCUACGUAUACAAUUACGAGAAGUUAAUUCGAAUCAGCAGCACUUAGCAUCGAUUUACGGUAAUAUUGGUUAUGUUCAUUAUAAAAAGAACGAUUUUAAAAAGGCGCUAGAUGCUUUCAGUAAAGCUGAAAACAUUUACAAGCAAAGUUCGAGCAAAAUUGCACAUGACGAACUCGAAAAGUCUCUGAUAAAAGCUGAGUACCUGACAAAUUAUGGACAUUUACUAAGUGCUUAUGGGUCUUUGACGAACGCACAAAAACAGUAUAACGAAGCGCUCAAACUCUACAAGAGUAUUCUGCCGGUCGACGACCCUAAACGAAUGCAAACUCAUAUCAAUAUAAUGUUUGCUCAUCGACAAAAUAAAAAUUAUGAUGAAGUUACCAAAAAAUUUGAAGAAUCGACAGUGCAACAACUGAUCGACAAACAAGAAAGUAAUAUGUUUGAGUUGAACAGUUCGGUCAGACAAGCGACUCUUGCUUUUCUGUGUGAGUUUGUCGGUGCUUGUUAUGCAAAGCAGAAAUUAUUUGAUAAAGCUAUUCGUACGUGGAAACGUAGUUUAAUAUUCCAACGUAAGGCACGAUUAGAACAACUCUUGCUUGGAACUACAGAUAACAUUUCUUCAACACUAACCAAAGCUCAUGAAUCCUUUAUCAGUAAAAGUUAUCAACUUGCACGUGAAGAUUAUUUGAAAUCAAUCAAAGAAACAAAUGAGCCAAAAGACGAGACAAUUAAACAACUGCCUAAGGAUUUUUGUUUGGGUUUUCUCUAUGCUGAAUCAUAUAAUCGCGAUAAAGCAAUUGAAUAUUUGACGAAGAUGACAACAAGUUUACAAAAAUCUGAUCACGACAUCUUGUUUGCUGUUUAUCUUCUCUUGGCUGACAUGCUCAAACAUCAACAUGAAUAUAAAAAAUCUAUCGAAAAUUUCGAUCAAGCAUUAAAAUCACUAAAGUCUCUCGAAAGUCAAAAGGAUCGUGUAUUGGAAAUUGAAAUAAAAUUAGCUCGUAUUGACUGUCUCAUUAAAACCGAUCAAAAUAAUGAAGCAAUCACCAAAUUGGAAACACUCCGAAAAUCGUUAAGAUCGAAUGAUACUGAUACGAAGCGUAUAAGUCUUAAAGUAAUCAUUUAUGAUACACUAGCUCGGUAUUUUUUGAUGCAAAAAAACUACAAAUUAUUUGAUAUCAAUGUUGAGGAGUCACUAGUACUUAAACUUCGUUGCUUCUCUCAGUAUCAUCCCAGUUUAACUAUCAGUUUAAUAUUAAUGGCCCAGCGUCAUACUCAAGAGCGUCGUUACCGUGAAGCAUUAGAAUUUUAUGGGCAUGCACUUGAAGUGCAAAGUUUAAAUUUGACUGAUAAGCAUCCGAAAAUAAGAAAGAUUUGCUAUGCCAUUGGUGAUAUUUAUUGUGAAUUGGAUAAAUUACCAAAUGCAAUGGAAAAAUAUAAUGUGGCCGAAAACAAAAGUUUGGACGUAGAUGAAGAUGAUGUUCUACAGCAAGAGACAACUAGUUUAGGAGAAUCAAUGGAAAUUUUAAUGGCUCGAAUAAGUAUGCAUCAACAUUUAGCAGAAUAUCAUUCAAGAAAACAAGCUUAUAAAGAGGCCAUUUCAGAAAUGAAUAAAAUUAUCAAUUUAUUAGAAAAAAAAUUACCAUCGUCAACAUUCGAUAUCAAUGAUGAAACAGUAAUAAUCCAAGAAAAUAUCGAUGCGUCGAUACUCAUUAUCCGUCUACAACAGCUCGCCAAUUGUUAUCUGCAAUUAGGUGACAUAAGAGAUACUGAACAAGAAGAUCACAAUGGCUACAAGGCCGCCUUCAACAUUUACACGAAACUCGCUCAGUGUGGUGGAGAAGUAGAAAGCAAUAAACUUGCUAUACUCUGUAGGAAGUUAAGUAAUUAUUACGAAGAUCUUGGAGAGAAUGAGGAGGCCCUUCGUUUUCUACAAGAAACUGCUGACUUAGAACAACCAACGAUUGCUACUCUAUAUCGAUUAGGACGUUUGAACGUUGCUUGUAAUAAACUAGAUGAAGCUGUGACAAAUUACGAAAUAAUAUUAUCUGAUAAGUCAAUCAAUGAACAAAAAGAACUCGAACAAAUUGUGCGAGAGAAGUUAAAUGAGGUUAAAGACAAAGUAAAAAAUCAAGAGAGACGAUGGUCGACAAGUUCGAGCGAGUCCACGGAUGGUCUUAAACCAAAUGAUAUCAUUGAAAUCUAUAUGCGACUGCUGCCGUCGGAAGAUGAAAUUCAAACACGUUUGAAAAUAGCUGCUAUGUAUCGUGACAAUGAAAUGAACGAUGUUAAAGAUUUAGAUGAUGAUGGUGAUACAAGUAACGAAUCACGAGAAAUAGCUGUACAAUUGUAUGGAGAUUGUCUAAAAGCUACUGAUGAUGUAUUGGCAAAAGGUGUAUGUUAUUACAAUAUUUUAAGUGUUUAUAAGAAUUUUAUUUAUGAAGAUGAUGUUGGCAAAGCCAUUGUAGACGAUAUGAUUAAUUACUUAGCAAAGUUUAAUAGCUCUGAUCGACGUUUGUUAAUUACAUUAGCAUUACAUUUCCUAAAAGAAUACGACAAUAAUAAAGGCUAUUGUGGAAUGAAAAGUAAUUCUCUGCUGCAAAAAUUUUCAAAUUAUCCUUUCAAUGGAAAAUUGGAAAUAGAUAACGCAUUGAAUAUUGGAUACUAUCUUAUUAAAUCUAAUGAUCUCAUGAAAGGAAAAAAUUACACAAAUAUUACAACUGAUAACCAUAAAGAAACUCUACAAUUAUUGACGGAAAAACAACCUGUCGACGAAGAAGAAGCAGAAGAAGUAAUUACAAAAAGAAAACUUCAAAAUGAAAUUGAAAAAAUAAAACGUGAAGCUGAAGAAAUUGAACUGAUGGUAGAUACAAAAAAUCGAGAUGAAAUCGAAAAAAUAAAACGUGAAGCUGAAGAAAUAGAAUUGAUCGAAGAAACAAAACAUCAAGAUGAAAUUGAAAAAAUGAAAUGUGAAGGUGAGAAAAUGAAACAAAUCCAAGAAAUAAUAUUUCAACAUAAAUUAAAAAAAAUGGAACGUGAAACUGAAAAAAUAAGACGAAUCGAAGAAACAAAACGUCACCAUAUACAUGAAACUUAUGAAGCAAAGCGACGCAAGCUAGAACUCAAAUUCACUUCAUUGUCAACUAAGAAAAGUCUUCAUGUGUUUACAUCUGAUUAUGGUUUUUACAAUAUCGAUCUAUCUAGUUAUUUGCAAUCAUUCAAUAUUAAUGUAGUAUUAAAUGACAAUAACUAUUUUAAUGAUAAUAUAUUAAAUUAUAUUGAACAUUAUUCAAAACAAUUUUCAUCAUAUCCUAAAUUAAACGAGGAAGAUAUUCAAAAAGGAUUUGAUCAAUUAAUUGUUAAUUUAUUAAAUACAUUGAAUAAUUCUACAUCAUUGAAAUAUUUAAAUACAUCUUCUUCAAAUUAUUUAAAAAAUUCGUUUAAUCCUCAUUGUACAUUUAUAUAUAAAAAUAUAAAUAUCGAUAUUGAUCAAGAAAAGUCAUGUUUAAAAGAUUUUGUUGUUUCUCUUGGUAAUUUAAUGUCUCCAUAUAUUUCUUUAUUAUCAGAUUCAAUGAUUGAAGAAAUAUUACAAUAUUUGACAAUGAUAUUGGAAGCACAACAUCGUGAAAAGAUAUAUGGUUUUCUUAGUAAUUAUAUACACAUCAAAUUUUUUUAUGUGAAAAAGAAAUCUGAUUCGAACUGGUGUGAAUUUUUUCAAAGUCAAGAAUUAGAAAUGUUUACUUAUUCGUCUGAAAUAUUAUCGUCUAUUGAUACGUCAACAACAGCAACAACAACUGAAAAUACAAGAAAAUUAGAGAUUAAUAAAAAUACAUGGAAAAUAUUUACAAAUUUUUUAACAAUGAAUACUGACUUUUAUCAAUAUACAAGAUUAAAUAUAGAUCCUCAUGAUGAUUUACUGAGUGGUCGAUAUAUGAUAACAAAAAAAUUAGGAUUUGGUGUAUCAUCGAUGGUUUAUUUAUUAGAAAAAAAUGAAGAUAAUCAUUCAGUUGAAGAUUCACCACAUCAUGUAAUGAAAAUAUUAAAAACAAGUGAAUAUUCAAAAUGUUUUCGAAAAGAAGUUAAAAUAGCGAAAAAAUUAAAACAAUUUAAUGAUUUAAAUAAAUUUCAUUUAUUUUUUCAAGAUAUUAUAUAUUCAUUGUCUUCAAGUAAGGCAUUUGUCUUUUGA